GGAGUGUGGUGUGCGGCUCCAGCGCUUGCGACCGCCUGUGCGAGCGCUCUGUCGUGUAACGCGCCACAGCCGCCGACAUGCAGCCGCCGCGCGCCGCCGCUCACCGAUAAUUUCGCACACGCAUCGCCGUGCACGUCGCACACGCCCGAGGUGCGUGUGGCGGGGGCCGCCAGCGAGAACGGUGCAUUCGUCACGCACGCCGCUCGCAUCAAAACAAAACGCAGCCGUGAGCGAACAGCGAGAAGAACGCCGACGCCGUCACACACCGCGAUGUGGCCGCCACUGCCGCCGCUGCAGCGCUAAAAAUACCGCCGGCCCGCCGCCGACCGACGGCGAAUCGAAGAUAUCAAAAUCGAAGCGGCCGUGACGCGCGCGCUGGUCCCUACAAAGGGACCUUAUCUCACGGGCGCCCACGGUACUCGCGAGUGAAAACAACUCUAGGUUAAACAAAACUCUGUUGAAUUACGCCGAAAACAAUAGAUACAACUGUAAAACCCACAGCAUCAGUGAUAACAAAUCAUCAUAAUGUGAAGCGCCAACCGGAGAAGAGAUUUUAACUGAAUGGUUUGAGGGUGAUUUUUGGAUUGGAAGCGAAUUCAGGACAGCUACAAAGAUGGGGAACUCUUGUAGCAGCGGGCAGGGGCACAAGGAUAAGGACAACAUGUCCCAGCGGUCCGAGGAAUCUGGUAGCUAUCAAGUCCGUACAAGUCUACCGUCAAAUAAACAAAAAGUCCUUUUGAACCACGUGACUGGAUCUGAAAGUGGAGGUGGCGGCCAUACAGGUGUCCUCCUUGAACCCUCGACCGCCGGCCAACCUUUGACGGUUUCAAAACAGCCAGAAAACAAAACUCUACGAGGCGUUGCCGUCACCAGCGUUUCGGAUUCGAUGUCCUUGAGUUCACCCCCAGGCACGCAAAGUCCCAAGGACUUUGACAAGUCCGGGACUACGCACGUCCCGCCAGAAAUUGCCAGCCUUUCCGAACAACUCCAAAAUCUAAUUAUGGGCAAAGUAGCUCAAUGCAAAACCAUUACGAAAACACGAAAAAUCGUCAUCUAUGUUUGCGCAGCGGAUUCGCAAGACUGCUGCGUAGAAAAAGGCAAUCUUCACAAUGUAAUUUAUCCAGAGCUAAGAACUCACUGCAGGGAAAAGGGCUACGAGUUGCAUAUAGUCGACCUUCAUUGGAAGACCUUAUUGGAGAAACAACAAGAUCAUGAGUUCCCAGAAUUGUGUAUCGGCGAAUUACAACGGCAAACUGAAGUGGCGUACGUGAUCCCGGUUUUGUUUUUGAGCAAUUCAUUGGGAACUCCGUUACUACCAAUCUCGAUUGAACAGAGCGACUAUCAAAUGGCACUGGAUAGUGUGGCGGAUGAAACUGAUCAAAAACUGUUGUCCAAGUGGUACCAACUUGAUGCGGCUGCACAACCACCUUGUUAUCGGCUACAACCAAUAUCAAGUCAUAUUCCUGGGUUUAAGGAAACCUCUACAGAAGAUCGAGAGAAGGCACUGGAAGAAUGGCGUAGCGAAAUUGAAAAAAUGAUAUCAAUUCUGAUCGGUGUAUUCAGUCAAGAAUUGCGGGAUACUUAUUUAACAACAGUUGUGGAGCAAGAAGUGCAUAAUACAGUGUUCAUGAGUCAAGAACUAGCAAAGAGAUGCAUUUGGAUCAACAGGGUGUACACCCCAACAGAAAAAACUCCUGAUAAUAUGUCACCAGUUGAAGGGGAAUUACACCGAAGGCUACACACGUUACAACGCGAUUUAAGAAAUCAACUGGCUGAGAAGCACAUUGUGCGUUUACCAGUCCGCUAUGUCGAAGGCGGUCUUAGCAUGGACAUUCCAGAACACGAAGAGUACAUCGAAUCAGUAGAGAUGUACCUCUCCAAGCACCUCACCGAAAUGGUGGAUUGCAUUAUCGAUGAGCACCAGAGCAAAACAAUGCUCAAACCAUCUUACGGAAUUGAUGUAUCAAUCUUUGAGGAAUUGAACCAGCAGACAACUUUCUGCCAGAAAGCAGCUCAAUGCUCCGUUAAUCGCGAGUACACCAUCAAUGAGAUUAAAACGUACAUCACCAGCGAAAAUCACUCACCUUUGGUCAUUUAUGGUCCAGGUGGUUGUGGAAAAACCACUUUACUCGCACGCCUCGCACAAUGUUGUCUCCAAUGGCAACCGGAAGCGUUCCUUGUCUUCCGGUUCGUUGGGAUCAGCGCGCAGUCGAGCACCAUUGAACAAUUACUCUGUUCGAUCGUCCAUCAAUGUUCCAUCCUCACGUAUGGGUAUAAAUCAUCUGCACCACAUACAAUUCAAAGCUAUGCAAAAGCCCUGCCAACGUUGUUGAACGCCACGUGUUUACAACGCCCUCUGAUCGUUCUUCUCGAUGGAAUCGAUCAGACGAAGAGUUUUAGUUCAAAGACUCUUGAUUGGUUACCGUUAAAACUACCGGAUAACAUUAAAUUACUAUUAUCAGUAACGGAUAACAGCGAUAUGCACAAGGAGAUGAUGCGGAAAUUAGAUGCGAAGGCUUUUGUAAAAAUGCCUGUCUUGGGAGAAAAUGAAGCAAAGGGUAUUCUUAUGUCCAGCGUGGUUCAGUACAAUCACAGUGUCAACUCAAAAAUACAAGAUUGUGUUUUGAAAUCAGUUCAGGAGUGUACGCUUCCUUUAUAUUCGAAAGUUUUGGCUUGGCAGACAUCUUGGUGGGCCGAUAAAGAACACGACAUUGUGCCAAAGGGCGAUGUUCACAACCAACUCUCAUUGAUGUUAGAGGAAUUAGAAAUGAUUUUAGGUACCACUCAAGUUCAACACGCCUUGGCGCUUGUGACAUUUACAAAACAUGGAAUUACAGACUCUGAAAUGAUUGAUCUGUUGUCGUUUGAUCAAACGUUUCAUGCAAAUGCUACAUUUGUACAUUGGGCACCGGCGUGUUUAAUGUGGUCUCGUCUUAAUAAACAUCUAGCACCAUUUUUACAAUGGCAACUGGUUGGUACUGUAUUGGGCGUACAAUGGCGUGACAAUCUACUCUUCAACGCUGUUAAAGCGCGGUACAAGGAGAGCGAGACGUGGGCGCAUCAAAUGCUUUACGAUUAUUACAACGGCAAAUGGUGGUCCGAAAAACCGGAUCAUUUGGUCGCUAGGCUAGUCACCCAACAAACAAUAUUAGGCAAAUGUUACAACCGACGAAAAUUAGACGAAUUACCCUAUCAAUAUUUCUAUCUGAAGUGGGACAAACUUCCAACGUCGGAAUAUUUGAACAACUUAGACUGGAUCUACGAGAAAGUCUGUGGUUCAAAUUGUUUCCAGAUAUUAGAAGAUUUAUAUCUGUGUUACAAGGAACGCAUACCCGAGAGUAAAUUCUUGGAGUUACUGCGUGAUUUCCUGCAGAUCUAUGUGAAUAUUUUGAAUUAUGAUGGGACGCAGUUCUACGCGCACUUUUGCACGUAUCUGAAUGCCAAGAUGGAGGCGAAUGAUGAGUACAAAUAUGAUCCAAAAGUGGCGGAGGUGUACAAAAUGUGUGCGAAACCGCCAGUGGCGUCGCUGAUUCCGUUCAACUUAUCUAAUAGUCUUACUGAAGAAGAUACUAAUGUCGCUGUGUUCAAACCGUUCGAUCUGAUCGUCCGACUGCCCGGAACUGAUCAAUUUAUCGUUACUGUGUCUACUGAUAAAGAAGAGAUAUGUGUGUGGAAUGUUAAAACGAAUGAGCGUGUUAGAAAACUAAAAGGCAUCCCACAACCGAUUAAUUUAAUUCCAAUUGAUCAGAAUCGAUGUAUAGUUCUAUGCCGACGUGAAUUGCGCGUGUAUAAUUUGGACGAAGGCACUUUUGUGACUAAGUUGAAAGGUGUGAUGAAUCAGAAGAUGCCCUAUUUUGGGCUGCACGAUGACACGCAUUUGGUGGCGUUGAGCAGGAAUCGAAUGUAUGUUAAUCUCAUGAAUUUGGAGAGUGGUGAUUGCGUCACGACGUUCAAAGCGGGCGAGGAUCGCUUCUUGAAUUCCCUGCUGGUUUCGGGGGAUGGAAGGGUGCUUGUCUGCGGCGACGAAACGCAAAAACCAUUCCCACUUUUAGUCUGGAAUUUACAAUCCAGAAAGUUGUUGUAUGAUUUGAGAAUUCCUCAUCAUGACUUUAUUACAUCUCUAUCGGCUAUUACAUAUGAAGGCAAUUAUGUAUGUUGUGUUUGUCACGAAAUUGACGAACCAAAUCCUAACUUCAUUGUUGUCUACGAUCUACAAAGUGGUACUUUGUUUAAAAAAUGGAAGCCAUCUUGUGAUACGGUUUCGUUGGAGAUUAGUUCUCAAGGAGGAUGUGUGAUCUCGGGAUUGGAGGAUGCGCGAAUAUUAGUGUGGGAUCUUAUCACUGGCAACUGCCGAUGGUCUUUGCAGGGACACACAGCACCUGUGAACACGCUCAAGUUAGAUCCCAUCGGAUCUCUUUGUCUUUCCACUGAUAUCAACGGCAGGGACAAGUCUAUUCGUGUAUGGGACGUAGAGAAAGGAAAUUUGGUUGCUGUUUACACAACAAACAGAAACAUUAUAUCCUGUGAGAUACUCUCAAAUGGUCUGCAUGUGGUUCUUGCCGUUCAAGGUCUUGAGGAGCUAGUGGUUUUAAAACUAAACGGUCCUGACGUCCAGCAGGACGACAACGACACUGUCUUCGGUGCAGAGGUGCGAACUCAUGCAGAGUUUGAGCUGAAAGAUGAGAAUUGCUGAUUGAAUGAAACAUAAUGAAUUGCGAUGAAUUGAGAGUCCUUGAAAACGGAGUUUAAUGACCUAACUAUUUGAUGUUGGUUUUUCCGAUGUCGUGCGCCGCGCGGCCAGAAUUCAGCACCGAUGUACCAAAAAACAUGAAUCAUGAAUCUAUGUGUGUAACGUAAGGAGAAAAAAAAAAUGGAUAAUCAAGUAUAAGCAAGCAAAGAAACAUCGUGAUUGAGAUAGACAAGGUGCAAGUAAUAAAAAGAAAAAAGGAUCAAGAUAAAGUUGAAAGUUGAUGUCAAAAAAAAGUUGGAAAAAUGUUAGUCACGUAGUCCAUCUCUUAAAUUACGAUGUGUGUGUUAAUGAAUGGUAACUUAAGCUGCAAAACAAAAUGCGAUAACUAGUAGGGAGUUGAACCGAUGGAAAGCCCACCGAUUAAAAGGGUAAUUAAUGCAUUAAAAUACAUGGGCUUCGGUUGAACGUAAAAAAAAGCAUAAAACACGAGUUCAGACACGAAUCGUUAACCCAAAGACACCGAUACCGAUACCAAAUCCAAGAAAAGUUAUAACUAAAACUAAUUAUAAGUAAACAUUAGCCGUAAGUAAUUUAAAGCAAACGAGUCGACCGCGCUGGUUGUGGCCGCACUCGCUAGUCGUUUAGCUUAUAAUAUUAUAAAUAAUUAUAAAUUAAUUCUCAUACAAAGUGAGUCAAGUCGAUGAAAAGUCUCUCUAUCUCUCAUUACAAUGUAAAUGUACUUCUCAUCAUGUCUCUCUAGUACUAUAAUAACUGUCGGGUAUCAUUUUCUCAUUCUUCACUCACCACUUCAUCCACACAUACACGACACGAGUUUUGCUUGCAAACUAAAAAUCAUAAACCAAAAAAGCGCAACAUACAAUGAGGGGCAGCUCACAAGAACAAAGAAAAAUCGUGUAACAUAUGUAUAAUACAAGAAUAUUGACUAUUGUUUAUGAUUAUCGAUAAAUAAUUAUAGAAUCGUUAGGGAUCACGAUCCUUUAGUUUUUUGGUUGUGAUAGUCCUGUAUCGCCAAUUGUAGUCGUUUAAGUUUGCGUUCCAUGCCAAAAUACCAGAAUUGCACUUGAAUUUCAAUUUGUUUCACGAAUAUUAUCGCACAUUACACAAAUAAUGAUCCAAAGUAUUUUAAAAUACUAAAAUAUUAUCAAUGAUUUUUAAAUAUGAUUUUUUAAACAAAUAAUGCAAAUUUUUAAUUUAACACUGAUAUUUUGGAUCACCAACUGUUUGAAUACUUAUGAAUCAGAACUUAGACAAAUACCGAGUAGUUUUGUGUGUGCGUGUAUGUAAACUGUAAAUUAAUCGUCACUCUUUGAAGUUAAUUGUUGAGCAGAAGUCUCAAAAAGCAAAAUAUGAUGCGAAAUCGAAAAUGGACGUUUAUAACAUUCCAAACGUAUCAGCAAGUAUGGUAUACAUUUGAUUUUUGAAGUUUUGGACCAAACUUAUGCAACGCUACAGUGUACAAAACCAAAAAAACGAUGAAAUGUGAAAACAUGAAUGUAAUUUCCGAUUAGUUUAUCCCAACAAGGACCAACAACUAAAACUAAAACAUUAUUAUAACAUAUAAAACACAACAACAACGUAACCUUUAAGAAAGACUCAUUUGCGCUACAGAUAUACAACAUACAUUUUGUUAGCUUUGUAUAAAACUUUGUUCCGUGUGAAUUUUGUAAAAACCUUUGUUAAAAACGAAAAAUGUGACCGUACUUAACAAAAACUGUUGCUCCAACUACUUUCUGUCAGUUGUAUUUUCUGUCUAUAACUUUGUGGAUUUAUUGUUACUGAUGUUCUUAUAAUUUGCAUAAUACGACAACGGAGAAAAGUAAGCAAACUUAAGUUUUGAUUAAAUUAUUAUUAUUAUUUGGCUAGUACACAAUUGUAAAGUAAAUUACAAUUACUGAAACUAUUCCCAUCUGGUAUGCGGAACAAAAUGAACAAAUAAUUUAAACAACUACUGUAAACAAUGUAAACGAUUUGAAUCUGUCUGAAUCUGCACUGGAAAUUUAUCUGUAACACUUUUCUUCAAAUGGGGUAAAUUUACAAAUCAACAACACUAUGAGAAUUUAAAGCGAAACAAAAAAAAGCAAAACUGAAAUGAUUAUGAUUAGAAGUAAAGUGAAUUACAAUGAAUGUACCAAAAAAUCACUUAUGACAAAACUAAAUUAUAACUAAGUGAACACACACGAUGAAAAUAUGAAGAUAUGAAAUAAAGUUAUUUUAAAAAUA
Dalotia coriaria is the source of this 6931-nucleotide messenger RNA. Its product is annotated as NACHT and WD repeat domain-containing protein 2. The transcript has 11 exons. Gene Ontology annotation, molecular function: protein binding; ATP binding. Lineage: Eukaryota; Metazoa; Arthropoda; Insecta; Coleoptera; Staphylinidae. The record is from RefSeq and is a predicted model, not a curated record. Bases 614 to 4693 code for a protein of 1359 amino acids.